Symbiodinium pilosum is the source of this 1485-nucleotide messenger RNA. NCBI's taxonomy places the organism in Eukaryota, Dinophyceae, Suessiales, Symbiodiniaceae. The record is from the annotation of a GenBank genome assembly.
AUGGUUGACUUGCGAGCCGGCGAGGAGGCACUGCAAGACAUUGAGGAGAAGCUCACGUGCAUACAGAAGUCGACCACGCACGUGCCAAUGGUAUUCUUGUGUAUUGCAGGGUCCUCCAGCCCACAGGCUGCGCAAUCUGUACAGGUCCCAGAGGCGACUGCCGAACACUGGAUCCGAGUGGUUCGCCUCAUGUUGGGAUUACGGCAGCCUAUCUAUGGCAUGGCAACAGGGACCAUGAACCCAUUCGGCAUCAUGUUGCUAGAAGCAUGCGAUUGCGUUUUCACCGACACCCAGCAAGAAGGGGUGCAUGCGAGCAGAAUUCUCAAACCCUUGGAGAUGGCUUUUGUUUGCAAGGUUGCAGCAGAGGAAGCAGAAUGCAUGGAUGAUGCCCAGCUUGAAGAACUCAAAGCCAAGCUGGUACGCGAGAAACUUUACGCCAGAUUUCCUAAGCUCUCCAAAUCUGCUCGUGGCCGCAGUGACUUUGACUCGCUUCCAGCCUACGUAGUUAUGGAUGCGGACCAUACCACACCCUGCGAAGCAGAAACAUCGACCUCAACAGUCUGGGAUGGAGAAGUGGUUCCCUUUGCUUGUAGUGUGCCCAUCUUUGAAAUCCUCAGCACGUCAUCCAGUGACAGCCUGGUCACAUUGGCCUACACUGUGAAUUUGUGGGUCAGCCCCGAGGAAGAGGAGGGCUUCUUUGUGCCUCCUCCCCCACCUCCCGAUGUCGAGCCCGACAAGCAGGCCUUCGAGGAACCACGGAGGGAGGAGGUGACUCCGCAGUCCUCACCUGCGAAGUCCUCGGCCGCAAAGUCAGCGCCCUCUCCCCCGGCUGCAUCGCCAGUGCCAUCACCAGCAGCGGCGGCACCAGCUUCGCCAGCGCCCGCCGAACCCCGGGCCAAGCCGAAGACUCCGAAGUCGGAAGAAGCAAAGCCGAAGCCAAGAAGUGAAGGCGCAAGCCCGGCCAAGAGCAGCGCGGUCACCUUUGAGGCGAUGCUGCUUGACUUGGAAGGUGCCGAAGAGGCCGCUUUUACUGCAGCCUUCAAAAGCUUGUCCAUGGGCGAGGAAGUGCUUCAACCAGACCACGAUCAGUUGAGGAGUUUCAUCUUGAUCAACAGUGGAAUCGGUGAGCAAGAUCUAGACACCGAGCUCCUGAAAAUCGCUUCGAGCAGAGAGGACUUCAGUGUGGACGUGCCCGGCUUCGUCGCUCUGCUGCGCGAGCAUCCCGUGAGCGAUUCCGACACACUGAUGCUGUUCAUGAAUGUCUCCAGCGACGGUGAGUCGAUGACUUCAGAGGACUGCCGGACAUGCCUCCUGCAGCUCGCUGCGAAGCUUCCGGAUGCAAACAUUCGUGAGGACCGGAUGGAGCAGAUCUUCGACACCGUGAUGACCUCAGCUGGCCUCUCCGUCUCCAUGGAGCAGUGGAUGGCUUUUGCGAAGACGGCAGCCAGAAUCAUCCGGCUCAUGGCGUACACGAAGACACGAUAA